AUGAUAACAGCGCUCCUGCGGAGUCGAGCUAGUUCCACAUUAUGGUUGAGACCUGGUCUAACUAGAAUAUCACCACGGUUGUGUAUCAACAAAUCUAGAGCUGCCCUAUUACAUUCCAGUUCAAGGGUUUACAAAUCCAACUCUUCAGAUCAAAGUCACAGCAAUGGGGACGCCAAGGAUGAAGACGUCGAAAACGUCAAGAAGGAAGUCGAACGUUUCAUUCGAGAUGCAAAGAAUGACACCGCAGAGAAUCGUGAAGAGCGUAAAAAAAGACUGGACGAUAGUAUUAAGAGACUAGAAGAAACGAUGCAGCGACAGCAAGACAAGCAACAGCAGGAGGCCCAAAAGGCUCAAGAGACUCAGAAAAACGAUGAUGUAACAAGCGCUGACAAGUCUGCCCCAAAGGCCUCGGAACAAAAGUCCUAUUUCGACGAGGAGAAGGAAGCGUUUGACCAAAAUAAAAAAAUCAAUGAUCGCAAGAAAGCGGAAGAAGAGAAACUAAAGAAGAUUCUAAAUGACCCGAACUCUAAUGUUCUCGCUGUGAACAUUGGGUUUUUGGAAAUCGGCGUUUUGUUGUUUUUGGUGUCGUUUGUUCUGAGUAGAGUUUACAACACGGAAGAACAAAGAGAAAUUACGUGGCAGGAUUUCAGAUCUGAGCUACUUGCAAAGGGAUAUGUUUCAAAACUUGUUGUGAUCAACAAGUCGUUUGUAAAAGUGAUUUUGAAUGAAAAUGGCAAAAACCAACCGGAGCACAGUGGUCAUGACUUUUACUUCUUUACCAUUGGAUCCAUCGAAAGUUUUGAGCGCAAAUUACAAAAGGCGCAAGAACAGAUUGGAAUCGCUGAAGACUUCAAAGUUCCUGUCAUUUACACUCAAGAAGGUAAUUGGGCCAAAGCCAUGUAUCAAAUUCUUCCGACAGCCUUGAUGAUCGGAGGUUUGAUUUGGAUCACCAAGCGUUCGGCAUCUGCUGCCGGUGGCGGUGGCCCUGGUGGUAUAUUUAGCGUUGGUAAGUCCAAGGCCAAACGAUUCAACAAAGACACCGACGUCAAAAUAUCUUUUAGAGACGUUGCCGGUUGCGACGAAGCUAAAGAAGAGAUUAUGGAAUUUGUGAGUUUUUUGAAAGAACCCUCUCGCUACGAGAAAUUGGGUGCUCAAAUUCCUCGUGGUGCCAUCCUGUCUGGCCCUCCCGGUACUGGUAAAACUUUAAUUGCCAAAGCAACUGCUGGGGAGGCUGGCGUGCCCUUUUUCUCAGUUUCGGGUUCGGAGUUUGUUGAAAUGUUUGUUGGUGUCGGUGCCUCAAGGGUACGUGACUUGUUCAAGACUGCCCGCGAGAACGCUCCUGCGAUUAUCUUUAUCGAUGAAAUAGAUGCCAUCGGUAAAGCUCGGCAGAAGGGAAAUUUUUCGGGUGCCAAUGAUGAAAGGGAGAACACUUUGAAUCAGUUGUUGGUGGAGAUGGACGGUUUCACCUCGGCCGACCAUGUGGUUGUUCUAGCAGGCACCAACCGUCCCGACGUACUCGACCAAGCUCUCAUGCGUCCAGGAAGAUUUGACAGACACAUCAACAUCGACAGACCCGAGCUUGAAGGACGCAAACAAAUAUUUGGAGUUCAUUUAUCAAAGAUCAAGAUCGCUGGUUCUCUAGAUGAUCUACAAAAUCGACUUGCAGCGUUAACCCCAGGGUUCUCCGGUGCUGACAUUUCCAAUGUUUGUAACGAAGCUGCUUUGACUGCUGCAAGAAAUGACUGUUCUACUGUGAAAUUGAAUCAUUUCGAACAAGCGAUUGAACGAGUCAUUGGUGGCGUUGAAAGAAAAUCAAAGCUUCUUUCGCCAGAAGAAAAGAAGAUUGUUGCGUAUCAUGAAGCCGGACAUGCCGUUUGCGGUUGGUUCUUAGAAUUUGCCGAUCCUCUAUUAAAGGUGAGCAUCAUUCCUCGCGGUCAAGGUGCCCUCGGUUAUGCCCAAUAUCUCCCCGGUGACGUUUACCUCUUAAGUGAGCAGCAGCUGAAGGACAGGAUGACCAUGGCUCUAGCUGGCAGGGUUUCGGAGGAAUUGCAUUUCCCAUCUGUCACGAGUGGCGCUUCGGACGAUUUUCAGAAGGUUACUCGUAUGGCUACCGCAAUGGUCACAGAGCUCGGUAUGAGUGACAAGAUUGGCUGGAUCAAUUACCAAAGGAAAAGCGAGAGCGAUUUGACAAAGCCAUUCUCGGAGGAUACUGCUGCUAUCGUGGAUUCUGAAGUUUACAACAUUGUGCAGACAUGUCACGACAGGUGCACCGCUUUACUGCAAGAGAAAGCUGACGAAGUGGAGAGAGUUGCUCAACAACUAUUGAAGGAAGAAGUGUUGACAAGAGAAGACAUGAUUCGCAUGUUGGGCAAACGUCCAUUUUCUGAACGUAAUGAUGCCUUCGACAAGUACCUCAAUGAAAAAGAAACAGAGAGGCUACGGAAGAACGAGGAACGCGAUGUUGGAAUGAGUGUGUGA
Lachancea sp. 'fantastica' is the source of this 2478-nucleotide messenger RNA. The record is from the annotation of a GenBank genome assembly. Lineage: Eukaryota; Fungi; Ascomycota; Saccharomycetes; Saccharomycetales; Saccharomycetaceae.